Molecule: messenger RNA, 1320 nt
Organism: Protobothrops mucrosquamatus (brown spotted pit viper)
Lineage: Eukaryota; Metazoa; Chordata; Lepidosauria; Squamata; Viperidae
Gene: FOXH1
Product: forkhead box H1
Exons: 3
Coding region: 1-1320 (439 amino acids)
Biological process (GO): regulation of DNA-templated transcription
Molecular function (GO): sequence-specific DNA binding; DNA-binding transcription factor activity
Source: RefSeq, a predicted model, not a curated record
AUGGCCACCUGGCCCCCUCCUCCUCCUCCUGGGCCUGGGGUGGGCAGGCUGGAUCACAGGAUCCAGGUUCCUCAACUGGACCCUGAGGGGGCCGAGGCGGCCGAGGGAGGGGACGAGGGGCCGGGCGAGGAGGGUCCCUCGGACAGGAGAGGGAGGAAGAAGAAGAAGAAGUACCACCGGCACCCCAAGCCCCCCUACACUUAUUUGGCCAUGAUCGCCUUGGUUAUCCAGGCAUCCCCAGGACGGAAGCUCACCUUGUCCCAGAUCAUCAAGGAGAUCAGCAAUCUCUUCCCCUUCUUCAAGGAAGGCUACCAAGGCUGGAAGGACUCCAUCAGGCACAAUCUCUCCGCCAACGACUGCUUCCGGAAGAUAUUGAAGGACCCCACCAAGCCCAAGGCCAAGGGGAAUUUCUGGACCGUAGACGUGCAGCUCAUCCCACCGGAAGCUCUGAAGCUCCAGAACACGGCCAUUUCCCGUCAAGAGGAGAAGACCUUCACGGUCGACCUGGCUCCCUUCGUGUUCCACGGCUGGGCUUUCAAAGCCCCCCAACCUCCCCUCAGUGGGCCCACCCCGGAGGGGAGUGGGUUUCCCAGCAGCGAAGGGGGCUGUCAGAGCAGCCCCUUCAGCACUGACGACUUGCUCCACGAUUUCCAGGGCGUGGGCCUCUCGGGGGAAGCCAGGGCCGAAAGUGGGCCGCCUCGGAGCCCCACAGCUGCCUCCAAAGUCUGGGGCACGGUCCCCAUCUUCCAGGUCUCCUCUGGGGCCCCAGUCCAUCCCUGGCGGCCCCUGGGCCCUCUGCCCGUGCUCCGCUCCCUCUCGGCCUCCAGCAGCCCUGCCUCCCUCCGCUCCUUGUCCCCCAGUGACGAGCCAAAAAAGGGGGGCAGCACCUCGAUUUUGGCCAAGCGCCCCAGAAUCGUCCACCCGGCCCCCGAGACCAGCGACUCCGAUUCCAGCGAGGAGACUCCACCUCCUGCUGACCCCUUCUGGGAACAGCUCCCCACUUCCUACACCCCAUGCGUGGCUCCCAAUGUGGUGGUGGCACCCCAAAGCCACACGCUGCCCUCCGCUUUUCCCCCCAACCCUGCCUUUCCCCCCUACGGCCCCAAGCCUUUGGCACACCCAGCACACUGGGAGCUGGUGCCACGGUCGUCCUUGAGUCCGGCCCCCGGGGUGGACUUGGGCCUGGACGAAGCCAUGCCUCCCAACAAGACGGUGUUUGAUACCUGGACGAGCCGUCCCCUGGACCUCGUCCACCCAGCCUUCCCCCAGACCAGCCCUCCUCCCCGCAGCUCAGUCUUGACCCACUAUGACACCUCCUGA